GAACUCGUCACCCUUGAUUGACCCGUUAGACUUUGUAGCCUUGUCUCUCGCAACCCAAAUACAAUUUCACAGCAAACUCCCUUACUCCUUCCUUCCGAAUAGCAAAAAUAUAACAGUUUUCUUUUAUUAAUAAUCAGCUUUACUCUCUUCUUUUCUACCCUUUCCCUGAUUACACUAUGCAAACUCCAAAUCCCUCUACUCCACCGCAAGACGACACUUCCGUUGACUGCUACAGCGACGGCUUCGAUGACGCUUAUUUCGACGACGCUGAUACCAUCAUCUCCGACGACGCUAUUUUCUUUGAAUCCCACCUUCAUUAUGCUCAUGAUUCUCAUCAUAUCACUCUAAAUAAACAAAAUUACAUAAUCCUUAAAGAAGACGACUUACGUCAACGCAUGGAGGAUCAUCUUACUCAACUCUGCGCAGUCCUCUCUGUACCCAAACACGAGGCAAGUCUGUUACUCUGUUACUUUAAUUGGUCCGUCGCUAAAGUCUACGAUUCUUGGUUUUCCGAUGAGUCUCAAGUACGUGACAAAGUUGGGUUGCUAGAGAAAAAUAAAACAGAAUUCCCAAUUGAUUUCGAAUCUAUCGAUUGUGGAAUUUGUUUCGAAUCGUACCCGAUUGAAAGAGUCAGUUCAGUCGCAUGUGGUCAUUCUUAUUGUAAUGAUUGUUGGUCCAGUUAUGUUACCACUUCUAUUAAUAACGACGGUCUUGGUUGUUUAAUGCUUAAAUGCCCUCACCCGUCUUGUAAUAUUGCUGUUGGUAAGAAUAUGAUUGAUUUAUUAGUUUCGAGAGAUGAUCGGAGUAAAUACUCGAGAUGCCUUGUCAGAUCAUACGUUGAACAGAGCAGAAAAAUUAAAUGGUGUCCCGGGAGAAACUGUGAUUAUGCAGUUGAGAUUUUAGAUACAGAUGGAAGCUUUGAUGUUACUUGCCAUUGUUUUGCUAGUUUUUGCUGGAAUUGCGAUGAGGAAAGUCACCGGCCGGUUGAUUGUGAGACUGUGAAAAAAUGGAUUUCGAAGAAUUCAUCGGAAUCUGAAAAUGUUAACUACAUUCUUACAUAUUGUAAGCCGUGUCCGAAGUGCCGGCGACCGAUUGAGAAGAACGCAGGGUGCAUGCACAUGACGUGUAAAAUCUGCAGUCAUAGUUUUUGCUGGUUAUGUCUUGCUCCCUACUACAAUCACAUGCAGUGUAAUGCAUAUUCUGAUAAUGUCGUCAAGAAAAAGGAAAUGGGUAUGCAAUCUUUAGAGAAAUACACUCAUUAUUUCGAAAGAUGGGACGCUAAUCGAAAAUCAAAACUCAAAGCAAUUUCAGAUUUCCAGAAUGUCAAGAAUGUGACUUUCAAAAAGCUGAGUAAGAUACAAGGCAUACCUGAGAAUGAUUUUGAAUUCAUCACAAAAGCAUGGAUACAAGUGGUUGAAUGCCGGCGAGUGCUGAUGUGGAGCUACGCGUAUGGGUAUUACUUGCCGGAGAUUGAGUUGGGUAAGAAAGAGUUUUUCGAGUAUUUACAGGGAGAAGCAGAGUCUGGAUUGGAAAAACUUCAUAAUUAUGCAGAGAAAGAAUUAGAACAGUUUCUUGAAUCUGAUGGAUUGUCAAAGGAUUUUAUUAAGUUUCAGAGGGAGCUACGUGGACUCACUGUUGUGACUGGAAAUUACUUUGAGAAGCUGAUAAGAGCAUUAGAGAAUGGUUUGUCUGAUGUGGUUUCGAUAUCCAUUAAUGGCGCAAGCAGCAGCAGCUCAACGGAUGAGAUUCAAACAGAUGAAAUUGAAGAUUAUUGGUUCUGUGAUCGUUGCAGUUUUGCGAAUGUAGGGUCUGUGUUAAACUGCCAGAUGUGUGUUUUGGAUAUUGAAAAUUAAAUUUAUAGAUAGAGAUUUGCUUAUUUUUAUAUGCAGAUUCUGUAUUAGAACAGAGAUGCUGAUCUUGGAGACAUACUCAUUUUAGGAAGAACUAUGUUUGUCUCCUAUACUAUUUGUACAUACUAAAUGUUAACCCAAUAAUCAAAUCAUUCCUAUUUUAA
Mercurialis annua (annual mercury) is the source of this 2014-nucleotide messenger RNA. RefSeq names its product probable E3 ubiquitin-protein ligase ARI8. Gene Ontology annotation, cellular component: cytoplasm; ubiquitin ligase complex. Gene Ontology annotation, molecular function: ubiquitin protein ligase activity; ubiquitin conjugating enzyme binding; zinc ion binding. NCBI's taxonomy places the organism in Eukaryota, Viridiplantae, Streptophyta, Magnoliopsida, Malpighiales, Euphorbiaceae. The record is from RefSeq and is a predicted model, not a curated record. The transcript has a single exon. Bases 177 to 1853 code for a protein of 558 amino acids. Gene Ontology annotation, biological process: protein polyubiquitination; ubiquitin-dependent protein catabolic process; positive regulation of proteasomal ubiquitin-dependent protein catabolic process.